Molecule: messenger RNA, 675 nt
Organism: Engraulis encrasicolus (European anchovy)
Lineage: Eukaryota; Metazoa; Chordata; Actinopteri; Clupeiformes; Engraulidae
Gene: cldnj
Product: claudin j
Exons: 1
Coding region: 1-675 (224 amino acids)
Biological process (GO): cell adhesion; bicellular tight junction assembly
Cellular component (GO): plasma membrane; bicellular tight junction
Molecular function (GO): structural molecule activity
Source: RefSeq, a predicted model, not a curated record
AUGGGUCUGCAGGUGUUGGGCAUCUCCUUGUCCAUGCUGGGUGUGGCGGGCACCAUCCUCAUCUGUGCCCUCCCCAUGUGGCGCGUGACGGCCUUUAUCGGCACCAACAUCGUGGUGGCGCAGGUCUUCUGGGAGGGCCUGUGGCUGAACUGCGUGUACGAGCGCACGGGCCAGAUGCAGUGCAAGCUGUAUGACGCGCUGUUGGACCUAGACCCCCACCUGCAGGCGGCGCGCGGGCUGGUGGUAGUCGCCAUGGCGUUGGGCUGCCUGGCGUUCCUCAUCUUCCUGGUAGGGGCGGAUUGUACUAACUGCCUGAGCGAGGAGGAGCAGCCGCGCGCCAAGCGACGCAUCGUGGUGGCGUCCGGCAUCACCUUCGUGCUGGCGGGGCUGGUCACCGUGGCGCCCGUCUCCUGGACGGCGCAUUACAUUAUCCGCGACUUCCACAACCCGGUGGUGCACGAGGCGCUCAAGAGGGAGAUGGGGGCAGCCAUCUACCUAGGCUGGGUGACGGCAGGCCUGCUGGUGGUGGGGGGAGGGGUGCUGUGUAGCAGCUGCCCACCGCCCCGGGAGAGACAUCAUCACUACUACGCUGGCCGAUACACACACGCACACACACAGUCACACACGCACACGCCUGCUACACACUGCAGCUACGCCAUCAAGAACUAUGUAUAA